Molecule: messenger RNA, 1089 nt
Organism: Camelina sativa (false flax)
Lineage: Eukaryota; Viridiplantae; Streptophyta; Magnoliopsida; Brassicales; Brassicaceae
Source: RefSeq, a predicted model, not a curated record
AUGGCGAAUGCAAUAGUGAAGGUAUUUCCUGAAACAAAACAUAGGUUAUGUGUUUGGCAUAUUUAUCAGAAUGCUGCAAAGAAGUUGAGUCAUGUAUUUCAUGGAGCAGAACAAUUUGCCAUGGACUUUAGUAAGUGUGUAUAUGACCAUGAGGAAGAACAAGAUUGGUUAUUGGCAUGGAGUGAUAUGCUCGGGAAGCAUAAAUUGACGGAGGAUAAAUGGUUGAAGAAUUUGUUUGAGCUCAAAGAAAAAUGGGCAAUGGUAUAUGGACGUCAUACUUUUACAGCAGAUAUGGAAGUGUAUACGCCUGAAGUUUUUAGCUUGUUCCAGAGGCAAUAUAUAGUUAUCGGUGAUUAUGUUGCUACAAAAGUCAAUAAGUCUGAGAUGGUGUAUGAAUACAAAGUAUCUUAUCGUGGUGUGACACGAGAGCAUUUGGUUAAUUAUGAUGAUAUAAGCCAAACAAUACAUUGUGGUUGCAUGAAGUUUUCUUUUGCUGGGAUCUUAUGUCGUCAUGCAUUGAAAGUGCUGGACAAAAAAAAUGUUAGAAGAAUUCCAUCUACAUACAUUCUAACUCGAUGGAGCAAAGAGGCAAAAACACGAAGAAUAUCUUAUUAUCAUCCGAAGACACUUAAUGAAACAGAGAAGCAAUCGAUUGGAAGGCGAUACAGCCAUAUAUGUCGUACUUUCCGUGAAAUUGCAUCUGUUGCUGCUGAUCAUAUAGAGUUGACGUUGUGCGCAAAUGAAGAUGCCAUUCAAUUGCUUAGAAAAUUGGAGGAAAAGAAAAAAGAACUUGUGAAAGCUAAUGCAUGGAUGCCCCAAAGCUCAGAUGUUGGACUUGUGGAAGAAGAAGAAGAAGUAGAAGACAAGGAAGUUCCAAAUGCACGUGGAAUAAAAAGAAAAGCUUCUGUUGGACGACCAAAGAACCAAAAAGUUGGUCCCCAUGAUCGAUACUUGAAUGUUCUUGAAGACACUACUCUUACUCCAGAUACUCAAUUAUCUGUUACUACCACUAGUCCGACCUUACAUCAUGAGUCAUUUAUCUCACAAGUGUUCAAGGAAUAUGACAAGAGUUAUGGUGGUCCAUCUUAA